CUCUGUUACUAUCCUGCUGCACUUGCUAGUCUCUGUUACUAUCCUGCUGCACUUGCUAGUCUCUGUUACUAUCCUGCCAGUCUCUGUUACUAUCCUGCUGCACUUGCCAGUCACUGUUACUAUCCUGCAGCUUCCCCGUUUCAUUUUGCCCCUCACAACUCAUCUGCCUCUGGAUGCCCUGGGAUGCAGCUUCUUAGCUCCGGGCUGUGGCUGCUCGUUUGCAUGGUGUGGGUUGUCCAGGUUCCAGGGGGUCAUUCAGUGUGUGCCAGACGGGGCCAUCCGAGGUGCUGCCCGGGCAGAAACAACGCGUGCAUCGGGCUGAGCCAAACCGGGGUCACGUGCUAUUGUGACACCUACUGUCAUCGGAGUGGUGACUGCUGUGAGGACUACCAGGGACAGUGCGGGGGCAGCGUCUCAAACUGUGUGGUGGGCCCAUGGGGUGUGUGGAGUGAAUGCAGCUCACAAUGCGGUAUCGGAAGCAGGGAGCGAAUACGCCAAGUGAUGAUACCUCCAGGUAGCGGGGGAAGCCCCUGCCCAGACCUCAGACAACGCCGGGGCUGCUAUGGAGAGGACCCAACAUGUCACACAUCUAAAGAUGUGGCAAAGAUUUUACCAGACUCUUUCAAAAGGGACUUCAGGGAUCCUUGGAGGAGACCGCACUCUGUGAUUCGUGAAAGAAGGCCAAGUUACUGUGUUUAUUUCCGUUUGAAGCAUGUGGGCCCUGCCUGCCGCCUACAGGCAUGGAGCAGACAACUCAUAAGAGAGCAACUUGUGUGUGUAGAGUGCCAGGCGGAUGCAACUGGUAACAGUGGAAGAUGUCAAGGCGAUGGCAUGGCAGGAACCAGGACAUUUUGGACAGCGGCUUCUCUACCAGGAUGCCAGGGAUCCUGGGUACAGGAGGACCGCAGGGAGGACUGCACCUGUAAGCUGCUCUCUUUCCUCUUUGUGUGA
Molecule: messenger RNA, 951 nt
Organism: Bombina bombina (fire-bellied toad)
Lineage: Eukaryota; Metazoa; Chordata; Amphibia; Anura; Bombinatoridae
Product: somatomedin-B and thrombospondin type-1 domain-containing protein
Exons: 5
Coding region: 184-951 (255 amino acids)
Source: RefSeq, a predicted model, not a curated record